Molecule: messenger RNA, 3050 nt
Organism: Sphaerulina musiva SO2202
Lineage: Eukaryota; Fungi; Ascomycota; Dothideomycetes; Mycosphaerellales; Mycosphaerellaceae
Product: Dynamin_N-domain-containing protein
Exons: 3
Coding region: 287-2494 (735 amino acids)
Cellular component (GO): cytoplasm; membrane; microtubule
Molecular function (GO): GTP binding; GTPase activity; microtubule binding
Source: RefSeq, a predicted model, not a curated record
CCUGAAUGCAGUUUGGGUGUGUUACCGGCUAUACAAUCACCUUCCGCUUAUUGCUCUUGACUCCACUUCUUCGACCAUGAAGAUUCUAUCCGGAAAGCUUGGCAAUUGGCGUUUGCCCUACAAGUGAAGUGAAUGAGCAGCGCAAAACAUGCAGGUUCUUUUCGAAACGUCAGCAAACGCAGCUUUGUUCUUCGCCGCUACAAAACAGAACUUCAAGCUCAAUUUUCUCUCAUCCUUCUUCCACCUCAACAGGGACUUAGAAUACGCCUGAGCGCUGCCAUCACCCAUGGCACCUACUAGUACCACCGCACUCGCGGACCCCCUCAUGCUCGACAAAAUCGACAAACUCUUCGCCUGCGGCGUUGGCGAAAUUGUCGACCUCCCUCAGAUCGUCGUUGUGGGCGAUCAGUCGUCCGGCAAGUCAAGCGUUCUCGAAGGCCUUGUUGGCAAACCGCUGCCGCGCGAUAGUGGCCUCUGCACUCGCUUUGCCACGCAAAUUGUGUUUCGCCGCGCAAAGCUUCAGGGCAUCGAGGUGUCCAUCAUCCCAGACAAAGACGCGGAUCCGCAGCAUGUGGCGAGAGUGAAGAAGUGGGCUAGGAAGGUGGAGGAGGAGUUAGAUUCGAAGGUCUUCAUCGAGAUCAUGGAGGAAGUCCAUAUCGAGAUGGGAUUGGCGGGUCACGGCGACGAUGAUGGAGUGAAGCGGCCAACGUUCUCAAACGACGUGCUGCGUCUGGAGAUCUCGGGACCCAACGAAGAGCACUUUAGUGUCAUCGACGUACCGGGAAUCUUCAAGUCGAGGACUGAAGGAGUGACGACCAAGGCGGACAUCACGCUGGUAAGGAACAUGGUGCAUGGGUACAUGAACAACCCCCGCUCGGUCAUUCUCGCCGUCGUUCCCGCGAAUGUCGACGUAGCCACACAGGAGAUCUUGGAGCUCGCUACCGAGGCAGACCCCGAAGGUGAUCGUACGCUGGGUGUGCUCACAAAACCAGAUCUUGUUGACAAAGGUGCCGAGAGCCAAGUUAUGGAUCUACUCGAAGGCCGCACGCGGGCGAUGAAGCUGGGCUGGCACAUAAUCCGUAAUCCUGGGCAGAUGGAGAUGUCCGCUAAGGACAUGGAUCGCAGCAGCUUAGAGAAAGUUUUCUUCCGCCAUCAAGCACCAUGGAACGAGCUGGAGAGGGAUAAGGUCGGCAUCGACACCCUGCGAGUUCGCCUCAAGGAGGUCAUUUCGUCGUUGGUAAAAAAGGAGUUCCCAAAGGUCAAAAAAGAGACCAAGGACAGGCUCGAGAUACGCCUGAAGCGGCUCGAACAGCUUGGUCCUGAGCGUACAGGUACGAUCGAGCAGAUAGCACACCUUACGAAGAUGGCGACCCAAUUCCAGCGCAUUGUGACUCUGGCGCUCACCGCAAGCUAUGGUGCCGACGAGGUCUUCGAUGGCAAUGAUGACCUUCGCAUCGCACCUACCAUGAUGGCUCGAAUGAAGGCGUUCUCCGAUGACAUGGCCAGCCAAGGCCAGACGUAUGCGUUCAUGCAAGAAGGCUUAGGAGAGACCGAGAGCACCGGUAUCGAAGGUGAAGAUGAAGGGGAGACCGAGAGCACCGGUAUCGAAGGUGAAGAUGAAGGGGAGAAGGCCCGCAUCCCAGCCCGGUGGUACUGCCACGGAGAAGAGCUCUUCGGAAUCCAGUACUCUAUCGAGUAUCACAAUGACAGCGUGCGAAGUCCAAAGACGCGCGGCAUUAAGACCUGGCUCCGUGAUAUCUUCCUCGGCAAUCGCGGCUUCGAGCUCGGAACUUUCAACGGCUCAAUUCUUGCGACUGCGAUGAAGAAACAGUCGGUGAAUUGGCAUAACCUCAGCCUCGGGUUUUUAAGCGAUGUUAUUGUUAUAGCGCACAGGUUCAUACUCGCUGCUCUCAAGGCUGUUUGCGGUGACAGCGAGAUUCGUCUGGCUCUCGAAAGCACUCUCCUGGACGACCUGACGACGCGCUACGAGCAGGCGAUCGCAAAUGCCAAGUUCCUGCUUAAAGUCGAAAGCUGCGACACACCUACCACCCUGAACCACUAUUUCAACGACAACUUGCAAAAGAGCCGCCAAAACAAAGCAACCGCAGGUUUGGACAGCAAAGCCAUAGAUAUUUCACGACAUCACCACUCCUGGAGCGCGAUGGUGCCGCUCGCUGAUGUUAAGAGGCAAGCCAUCAACAUGAGCAACGAUGAGUACGCGAUCUGCGAGAUCCACGAUAUCCUCAAGUCGUACUACAAGGUCAGCCGCAAGACUUUCGUAGACAACAUCUGCAAGCAGGCUGCGAGCCAUUACCUUCUCCACAGCGAGACAAGCCCACUUGCAUUGUUCUCGCCGAUUUGGGUAAGUCAAUUGUCGGCGGUCGAGCUUGAGGAGAUUGCAGGAGAGGCAGCCGGGGUGAAGAGAGCGAGGUCCGUGCUGACGAAGGAGAUCGAGAGCCUGAAGGCUGCCAUGAAGAUGUUGGCGAGGCAUUGAGUGGCGUGAACAUGAUGAAAUUGUCGAGAAGCUGGCUCGAAAUUGACUAGACCUUUGCAGAACCUGUAGGCACAUACUGCGCUUUGCGGCCAAGACGUGGCUGCGGAGGCCUCGGUGUUCGUCGAUGUAGGCAGAAAGGUUUUGCAGGUCUAUGCAGGACACUUCGUAGCUUGAACAAUCAACUCGGAGUUCGAACGUCCGUUUCCUUACUCGUUCGCCAUGACUUCCGUAGACAACAGGUACAAAACAGCGGCGAGUGACCUUGACGAGAGGGAUCAUCAAUCAAGGCCGUCAAGCGCAGGCCAGCAACAUGAUGUUGAGCAUGUCAAGACCUCGCCGUGUCCGUCUUCCUCUCCACGGCCCUUUUUAUCAUGCCUAACCUGCUCCCUGAGCGCCUUCGUGUACUCGUCCAGCAGAAACCCUCCAUUCCCGCCUCUCCGUUUCCCGCCGUCUUGCCCGUCGCCCUCCACGCCGUGUCUCCUCACGACUCCUAUCCUCGGAUGUUUCUCUUCGAGAGUUGUAAGAUCAUUCAGGCUUCGAACAGGGUGAGAACGGG